This is a messenger RNA of Phycomyces blakesleeanus NRRL 1555(-), 846 nucleotides long. RefSeq lists its product as hypothetical. The coding region runs from base 1 to 846 and encodes 281 amino acids. The transcript is spliced from 3 exons. Lineage: Eukaryota; Fungi; Mucoromycota; Mucoromycetes; Mucorales; Phycomycetaceae. The record is from RefSeq and is a predicted model, not a curated record.
AUGCACUCUACUCAUGAGCUGAGAGUUAUUAGUGGAGGAACAAACCUCUAUAAAAAGCAUUACCCGGCAAUGAUUGAUGCAUUUGGCCCUCCCAGAGCGUACAGCACCAGAUUGCUAGAGAAAGCUAUUGGAGAAUGUUCUCAGUUGAUAAAGGGCAAUUCUGCUAUUGGUGCAAACGCCAGGAACAUCAUGCUGAGACUUGCCCAUACAAGACGUGUGGAUUCUGCUGGUUGGCUAAUAACUGAGAAAGAUGAGCAUGUUGAGGUUGACUCAGACAUUGAGUUCUGGGGGCCUUUGGGAUGUAAAACGAUUCAUGACAGCAUUGAAGAAAUUUCUUGUCUCCCAGUUCUUCUUGCAAAGUUCUAUGAAUCAAAGGGGGUGGAAUGCAGCACAAUUAAUCCAGCCUUGACAACAAGCUGCAAGGCUUUUGUCAAUGGCUGUGUGAUAAACUCUGCGUUAGCUCACAAAGUACAAAGAGAGGCCCACCAUGUUUGCCUCCAGUUGCAAGUAAACAAAGCAAUAAAUGCAAGACCAGGAUUGUCUCCCGCUCUAAAAGACUUCUUUGGCAAAGUUGUUCUUUUCUUUGAGCAUAUUAAUGAGAGAAAAAGAUGGUCACUUGCUUUGGUCUUGGUGUAUAGCACGAUGCUGUAUAAUGGUGUGCUGGUGGUGCGAAAUGGACAAAUGAAGCCAAAGGUAGUCCAUCUGGCACAUGUCAAGAAAUUGGUUGGGCUGGUGGUAUCAGACGUGACAGUAAAUACAACAGCAGCAAUGACAAUGGCAUACAUAGUGUGGCCAGAACUCAACCGUGGCCCUAAGUUGUCACUUUGUUCUUUUGCUGAUAUUUAA